AUGGUGCAAUUUAAGAACGACGAUGAUGUCCAGAAAGUUUUGUCUAGGAUCCACACUUUUGAAGGAAGGCCAAUCAUCUUGAAAAAGUGGUGCAAGAAUGUCAAUUUCCAUAAGGAAGUCCUUGAAACUGUAUCGGUGUGGCUACCUGUUUACAAUCUACCUGUUCACUAUCGUAAUGAGAUUUCUGUGUCUAAAGUAUGUUCAUCCUUUGCAAGGCCUAUCUAUACGGAUGAUCCCGACACUACAAGAGACAAAGGGCUUUUUGUCAGAGUUAUGGUAGAAGUUGAAGUUAAGGAAUCGUUACCAGAAGCAAUGGUGGUAGACAUAUAUAGCACUGAUUGUGAUUUAUCUUUUAAAUAUGAAUGGAAACCAGUGGUUUGCAAACUCUGUAGUAAAGUGGAUCACACAGAAGACAAAUGUCCAAAGAAAGUGUUACAGUCCAAACCUAGAAAAACUUUGGAUAGGUGGGUGGUUAAACAAAAGAGAAAGUUGGUCGAAGGUGAGAUUGUGGACAAGAUUACUGAUAAUAUACCUAUGAGAGAUCUGCAAACAAAUAAUACUAUUGUUACGAAGAAAUCUUUUGCCUUGUUAGAAGAUAAUGAAGUUAUGGCCCAGGAGUUGGAAAAUGUUGUUAGUCCUGUUGUGGAGAAGGUUAAUGUUGUCCAGCAACAACAACAUGUUGAAUCUAAAGUUGAUUCUCCAAGUAUCUUAAGUCUCCAGAAGGAAAUUGAAAAUAUACCUGAGGUUGUCCUUCAGCAGUAG
Molecule: messenger RNA, 762 nt
Organism: Cornus florida
Lineage: Eukaryota; Viridiplantae; Streptophyta; Magnoliopsida; Cornales; Cornaceae
Exons: 1
Coding region: 1-762 (253 amino acids)
Source: RefSeq, a predicted model, not a curated record